UUUGAAUGAGAGUGCGGUGAGUGAGAAGCACAAGCAGAAGAACUCGAAAGCACUUUGACAGAAGGUGGCAAAUUGAAGAGAAAAGUGUCUGUCUGACGCGGAGGAGGCAACCAACAACACGCUUUCCAACAAAACCACUCGCGAACGAACCCAUGCACGAAGAAGCAUCUAUCGGACGAACGAACAGACGAACGGAUUCAAUCACGCUCCUUGGUCAAAUCAAGAUUGGGGCCUCAUUCUAAUCGAAGACCACGACCAAGCCACCCACUUCAACCACUGAUCAUCCAUCAAUACAAGCCACCAACUGCACUAAAUCAAUAGUUGAAUUCUCUUGGCCGUCAUGGACAAUUCGUUCCUCAAGAGCGUCAAUAGUCUGGCGGACUCCAUUGGGCGUGUCAUGUACAAACAAGGAGCUCCCUCCAUUGACUACAGCGUGGGGGCGUUAACCGACAAGCGAAACAGAAAUCCCAACUGGACAGAUGGAGAAAUCAUCCGAUUCCUAGAAAUCUUACAAGAAGAAGACACCUUAAGGGAUCUCAUGGCUCAGCGAAAUAAGCAGGUAUUCUGCUAUGUAGCCGGGAAAUUGUGCUCGGAAGGGGCCGAAAAGACCUGGGAUCAGUGCCGGAUCAAACUCAAGAAUCUAAAGUCCCAGUAUCGCUAUGUGAAGGAACGAAUACCUUACAUCGUCAAUCUCAACCUCGAAGAUGACGAGACGAUGAAACGCCUGAUCUCAGAUUGCCAAAGUCGAGGAAUCUCACCUUCCAGUCUCAAGCAUCUGCGCUAUCUGCGGCGUUUUCUCAACCGAAUGACCUCGUUGAAGGCCCAAGGGCCUUACGGGUCCCUGGAAGAGACCGACAGUGUGUCCUUGGGAGGUGGAUCAGGCCUUCCAACCCUGCCCGGAAUGGCGGGCGAACAUUCGAGCAAGAGCCACCAAAGAGAAGACAGUAACUCUGUAUUCGAUCAAUCUGAGACGGUCUCGCCGCCGUCCACUCCUUAUCCAUCACGAAAUCUUAAGAUCCUGACCGAUGAUUCGGAUGACAACCGAGACUACGAGCCUGAGAACAAACGGCCCCGCUUGGAUUCCCUGGAUGUGGCGAAUAACCUCUCCGAGGGCAAUCGCUUCAUUGAAAGGUUCAACCAAGAGAUGAUGGAGCAGUUCCUUGAGCACCAAAGGCAAAUGCAGGGUAGUAUCCACCAAUGGGAAAUGGAUCGGCAACGUCAGCACGAAAUUGCCAUGGACCGAUGGCGGCAAGAGGCUCGGGAGCACGAAAAACAAAUGUUUGGCAUGUUCGUACAGGUCAUGAGCGAAUGCAACAAUGCCCUUACCAAUAUGCUCAAAGUGAAGGUCAAGCAAACCGAGCAGAACUCGCCUGGUUCACGGUCUUCCUCCAAAUUCUCGCGGAAUUUAGAUCCAGAGUCCGGGGUCGAAAGUAGCAACACCAGUGACUCCAUGGAGAAUGAUAAAUUGGACAAGGACGAGGACUCCACCUGAACAAGAAAAUGCUUUUGGGUGCCUGCGAAGUCAUCGAUAACUCGUUUGAAAUCAUCACUAGUCCAAUAAUUUUGUUGAAUGUCUUUUCAUUGUUUAUUUCGUUUUUGGAUCAUCACUUCCGGAUUCCCCUCACCCCACUUUUUUCAUAGCCCAUUCUUGAAUAUAUAAUUAUGGCUAAUUGAAACGGA
Molecule: messenger RNA, 1680 nt
Organism: Tigriopus californicus
Lineage: Eukaryota; Metazoa; Arthropoda; Copepoda; Harpacticoida; Harpacticidae
Product: zinc finger and SCAN domain-containing protein 20-like
Exons: 6
Coding region: 341-1492 (383 amino acids)
Source: RefSeq, a predicted model, not a curated record